Molecule: messenger RNA, 16875 nt
Organism: Pelobates cultripes (western spadefoot toad)
Lineage: Eukaryota; Metazoa; Chordata; Amphibia; Anura; Pelobatidae
Source: the annotation of a GenBank genome assembly
GUGGAAUGCUCUUCUGUACACUGGCGAUCUGCUGUAUUGGAAUAUCUCCAGGUACAAUCUCAUUUUUAACUACUUCUGUAUUUAAUUUACAGGCUUUUUCUUUUUUUCUUUUUUUUUUUUAAAUAUAUUUUAGUAUGUUUUAUAUAUAACCGUAUGUGUGUGUGUGUGUGUGUAUAUAUAUAUAUAUAAAUAUAUAUAUUAUAGUAUUUUUUUUUUUUUCUUUAUCAUAAGUUGUUUUGGUUUUUUUUUUUUGUUAGACUAUAUCGUGUGUGCCAGUGUUUUUGCCCCCUCUGGCAAGUUGUAAAUAUCCAGGUGUAAAGUGUGUUUAUUGGUGUUUAAUUCAGUUACCCCAGCUACAAAUUAAAGAGUUUGUGGGGGGGGGGGGUUUGGUUUCCUACAAGAUGCUGUGGUGUAGAGCUCCUAAUACUUUUCGUUACUGCAGAGUACAAAAUGUUUACUUCUCAGUUAUUUCUGUCGGUUAAUGUAUUGUACCAGAUCCAUCUAUUUUCUGCGGCCCAUGUUUCAACUUGGCUUAUUAUUUGACAAAUGGUUUCACUCUGACACUGUUUUAUCAGUUAAGCUCCUGUUGGGCUGCUUGCUUCUUUAUCACAAAUAAAAGUGAGUUAUCUGAGAUAUAUUACUAACAACUUAAAAAAUCCUCUGUGGCAAAGAUUGAUGUGGCAUACCUUGAGGGAGUAUGCAAAACUUGUUUACUGUGGCUGUAGGUCACUUUUGAGUAUAUACUGUGCUGGAAGAGAUGUGAAUCAGUUUACAUUGUUCUAUCAGCUUAUUGUUGUGUUCAUACUUCUUACAAUCACAAUUUAAGAAAAUAUCUUGCAUAUAUAAUUUUUUUUUUCAGCUUGGAAUUGAGGGGGUUAAUUUGUUUUACUCAAUGUAUCUAGAAGUUUUGUAGUUUUUGUAUUAUAUGCGUUCUGAUUGUUAUGGUUCUAGAAUAGUAUUUUGUCACUUAUUUUUAAAGUUCCCAACUCCUCGAUUCUGUUCGAAAGUUUGGAAUUUAAUGGGGGUUGUUUUUUUUUUGUGUAAUAAAAAAAGCAAGUCUGUGAACUGUACAGAAAAUAUUCUCUUAACUAAAGAGGUUGGCUGCUAGUUAAUGUUUUGAUAUUCAUGCAUGCUAUUCCCUUUUAAAAUGCGCUUGAGUGUAGGUAGCCUUGUGCAUUGUAGUGUUAAAUCCCAUUCAAAUGCUUCCUAGUCUGUUGUGCGUCUGUGUCUGCCUUGUUCCUUGCGCCUUAAUGAAAAGUACAGUUUAAUCACUGGUGAGCCAAAUUGACCGUGAUUAGCUGUUAUUGCAGAUUAGUGUACAGUUUUUGUCUGGUGCUGCGGAGUAUUGAUCUGGAGGUGUCUUGCGUUUGUCCUGGCACUCGUUGCUUUUUUUUUUUGUCUUUACAUGCUGGGGUGGGCAUCGGAGGGACAGAAGCGUUAGGCAAAGGUCCAGAUGGGUGAGAAGACAGGUCCUGAAAAGAUCAUGUCAGGAAGUAGGUCAUGUACUGGGAGAGAUUAUACGAAACAUGCUUCAUCUCGUGAGGCAAGACAGCAGCAUACAAUUAUGAGGAAUUAGAACAACAAGAAGUGCAGAUUUAUCAGCUUUAAUUGUCUAUUGUCCGCACAGGGGCCUUCUUGCAGAUCACAGCUUCUGCCAACCUCCUAAUACCCCUAAUGGACUCUCCAUUGUAGGAUUAUCUCUUCUAAGAACAAUAUCUUUCUUCAAGAAGAGUUGCUUUGGGGGAUUGAUGGAAAAGGCCCCCCUUUGCUUAUGUGUCUCACCCUUGUACUCUUAAAUCUAAUUUUGGUUUAAUGGAGUAAGUUGGUAGAGGGCUCAGAGCUGCUGUUCUUUCAACAGUUCUAUUCCUUGAGCCGAUUUGGAAGAUACCUAUUCAAUAUUAACUUUGUUCUCCACCUUCUGCAAUGAGACUCAUUGGAAAACAAUAGGCAGUUUGAUAGUAAAAGUGAUAAGCAAGGACACAGUGGUUUGAGUCCCAUAGUGCCUCUCCCAGCCCCCACUGCACUCCAUUUUUAAAUCUACCCUGGAUUUUGAACAGUAAACAUUGCAACAUUUAAAAAGAGAUAAGGCGACAACUAUUAAUUGAAAGGGGCAAGGAGAAAAACACUCAUAUCUUUUUAACACUUUUGAUGCUGUGGGCCAUGUAUAAUAUGUGUGUGCUUGUCUUAAUUCCCUAUUCCAUAAGCAGAAAAACCUAUAACACUGGGUGAGUAUGUGUUCUUGGAUCAUCCAACCACCAAACCGUUAUAGCAUGCAUAAAUAUCCUGUAUGGAAUGAGUUGUCUGCCCAUGGAGAGGGAGAUAUUUUGAAUGGAAUUGGGGCCUCUUGAGGAUUAAUUGCUAAUCAUCAACUGGCAACAAUCAGUAACUGCUGAUUAAGUAAUUGAGGUUUUGAGUAUUUGUGAUAUGAAGACAAAAUAUGGUUAAAUUGUUUUGACUGGCUUGUGUUUUUUUUUUUUUAGCAAGCACCAUAGAAAGUGUUGUCUAAUGCAAAUUCUCAUGUUAAACCUAAUUGCUUUAUAUUCUGAUAUUUUUAAAUAUGUUCUAAAACAGUGUAGUAUUUUUAGCUGUAUAUAGAACUACCUACUUAAAAUAUUACACGUCACCCUUUUUUAAUGAAGUUUUUAUUUUUAUGUCUGUGGGGUUUUUUUUUUUUUUUUAAAUAAAGUUCCCUGGGAGGUGGCAUGUUUCUCAAUAACAAAUGCACUUUCAAUAAAAAAUAGCAGAAAAUAAUAGAAGAAAAAAUGCAGAACUACUGAGUAAGAAACUGCUGCAAAAAAAAAAAAAAAAAAGAUUUACUUUCCAAAAAUGUGCAUAUUAAAUUAAUUUCUUACUAUGCUAUACUGUGAAUGUAUAAACAUGCCCCCUGGAUUUUUACAUAUUAGACUAUUGAAUUAAAGUUUAUCUGCCUGUAAAAUCGAUUUACUGCCAUAUUUUAAGGCAGCCAAAGCUGCAGUUAUCUCUUCGGAACACCAAAAUAAAAACCGGCCCCACGUUUUAGUUUUAAGUUUAAAUCCUUAAUUGUACGCUGAUUUGGUAACCUACAUUGACAAACUAACAUUGCCCGAAGUUUUGUGCUUCUUUUAAAACGAUUUCACAUUGGUUAAGAAAACCCCAGUUGCUCUGUUUGUUUGGAGUAUUUGUCUGUUUUGUUUCUGUCUCCUUUAGCGUGCUUGUGCUGAGUUGUUAAUAGGGACUGACAAGCUUUCGACACAUAUACAUCUCCAAAACUGUUUUUGGUUUUCUUUCUCCGUGUAACUAGAGCCACCUUCUGUUUGAUUGCAUUGUUUCGAUGUGUAAAUGUUGAGUCAGCCUCACCUGAUUAACUCUUUUACUGCUCUUCAAUAGCCAGACAAUUUCACAUCGACCUCCUGAAAUCCUCUAACCCCGGGCAGUGUGAGCUGUCUCUAGGGGGCGGUGGUAUUGACAAAUAGAAUCUUCACAACCUUUUUUUUGUUUGGUUUUUUUUUUUUAAAAAACAUCAUUUUUAAUUUGAAACAGCCCAAGGGAUUAAGGUUUUUGGGUUUUUUUUUUCUCUUUACUAUCGAACUAUAGAUGGAUCUACUUUGUAUAGAAAGAUUUAUAGCUAUAGAUAAAUAUAGCCCGUGUUUUUAUGUAUGCUAAUGAAAGUUGCUUUCUCAUGCAAUGCAUAUAUCUGAGUAACAUUUGGCAGCAAUAGUGUCUCUUGCUGUGGCUGAGCAAGAUUUCCAGGUAGAUCUUGGCUCCUCCCCUUGUGGCUGUAAUGAGUGAAUCAGAUUUCCUAUUAUUAGCAUUUGAAACAGGAAGAGAAAGGAACAAGUCAGUGAGCUUGCUUAGCUCGGUCUUAAAGUGUUCAGUCUCUUGGCUGCAUAGGCAGAGCGUGCAGCACCUGUCUGUCAGUAUGAGAGAGAUCAUGUUGGAGAGGAGAGCUCAAGGUGUGGAGUCUCUUAGUCUCUGAAGUUCCCUCCUGGAAAGGAAAUGAUUUGUGUGUGUCUGCGAUUCGAAGGAUUUCGCUCUAAUGUUGGUUAUCUAUUGUGAAAAUUGUGUGGAAUCUGCUAGGGUGAGAUUUAUUAUAUAUAAUAAUUUUUUUUUUCUUAUUAUUUUAAUAUUUGCUUUACUCUUACUUGACAUGAACACUGCUACAAUCAUUUAGUUGUUGGUUUUUUUUUUUGUUUGUUUUUUUUUAUUCAGUACUCUUGGUUUGCUUUUAAACUUCAAAAGUUCUCUUGUGGUGAGUUCGGUUUCUUUUUAAUUCCCCACUCAUGUUUGAAGUCCUUCUUUGUAUAAUUUUUUUUUUGUUUUUUUUUUAACUGUCUGAAUUCGCGGAAUAUUUAAGUUCGGAUGAGCACUAGAGCCUGUUUAAAUUCUGUAUAUUUUAUGUUUACAUAUUAUUAUUAUUUUUUUUUGUCUGAUAUUAAAUUUCUUGGUAUAAGCAAUCCGUUACCGUUAAUUGCUGAUUUAAAUGGGUCUGCUCUUUGACAGCAGCUAGUGAUCUAUAGGGGGAUGUAACUCAGGCUAGAUCUCUCUGUUACUAUGUAUAUCAGGAUUGCUGGGUAUUAGGGGGGCUUACUUGGAUGACUAUGUGCAGAUUUUCCUUAUUCAUAGAAUGCACGUUUUUAUGACCCUUUACUCCUUCGGUGCUGUGACUCAGUGAGCUCGCUUGGGAUGAAGGAGUUCAGGAAAGACCCUGUCCCGUGAUCUAAGAUAUUGUUGCUAAAAGGGAUGCUGGCAGGAUGUAGGGUUUUAUAUUCUCUGCCCUCGGCAGGAUGAAAAAGAAGACGUCAGAGAAGGGGUUAGGUUGUUUUGGAAGUUGUUUGUGAGCUGGAAGCUGGUGGGAAAGUUCAGGCUUCCACAUUUGGAAGAGUCAGGCUGAGUUCCGCUCCUUGUAGCAUGCAUGCAAAUUCCAUUUUUAGACUCAUUCAGAUCCAGACAUCAGCUCCUUCCUCUUCCUUUGGUUGUUUUGUCCCUUUGAAGGAACUGCUUGGAAGGUGUCAGUAAUACAGCUCAGCCUCAGACAUGCUUAGACAGAGUUUGGAGCAUGCAAGAAACAACUUCACUAUCUUCUAAAGAUAAGAGGUACUGCAAGGUAGAUCAUUCUUAAUAAUGGACUCUUAUCCAUGUUAACACAAUGUUUUUGAGGCAUUUUAGUUAUUUUUAUCUAUUUUGUAAGCUGUCUAGAUUUUAUUUAAAAAAAAAAAAGUUAAUUUUUUUUUAUUUUUUGCUUUAUUUGUAUACAUUGUAGCUUCUGUUUAAAGUGUUAUAGAAUUCACUGGUCUCCCAAGAAACCACAGCACUGAAGACCAAAUUAGUUUAUAGAUAAAUAUAUAUAUUUUAUUUUUAACAUUUCCCUCUCCCCCUUUUCCAGGCUGCCACACAACAAAUAGUAAUUUUUUUUGGUACUGCUUGACUGGAGGGGACUUGGUAAACCAUGAAAAUGGACAUGGAGGGAGCUGAUAUGACGCUCUGGACAGAGGCUGAGUUUGAAGAGAAAUGCACCUACAUAGUGAAGGAUCACCAAUGGGACAGCUCCUUGGAUGGGACUCAGCUCAAGCAGGCACAGGCAUCCCUGCCCAGAAAUCUCCUUUUCAAAUAUGAUUCUGUCAGCAAAAAGGUGAGUCUGCUUUAAAGGGGUAAUAGUUAAUUUUAUUAAAUGUUGGAUUUUUUCCCAAAUAUUGAUCCUUGUGCAUUGCAUUAUCGUGAAGAAUUAAAGGGUUUGGUACAUUUCAUUGUACAAAAAGUCUGCUUGAAGAGUAGCUGGACCAUAUUUAGUGUAGUUUUAAAAAAAUAAAUAAAAACAAACAAAUUAUGAAACUGUGGGAAAAACUCUCAUUAAGGGGAAACUUUUUAAAAAUGGAUUUAUUUUUUUCAUUGCAGAAGAGUCCUGUUCUAAAGUUUUCUGAAAAUUCCGUUAAUUUGACAAUUGUAAAAUGUAUAUAAUAUUUAGCAUUAUUUUCUUUGCUAAAGGAAUGGCAAGAAUUGACACUUGAUCUUUCUAUGACUUGGUCUUUUUUUUUUUUUUUUCUAUCCCCAUAUCCAAUCAGAUACCUGAACCUGUAACUUCUAAAUUUUCAACUGUGUACAUUCUGUACAUUUUUUUAUUUUUUUUUGUAAGGGCUUUGUGGUACACCUGGGUGAGCAACAAGCUGUUUACAUUUUUAUAUGGCCAUUAUUGCAAGGUAUACUACAUAGGCACUCACCUGCAUAGUGUUCGGAGACUAUCCUUUGCUACUGCAUUCCACAAAUUUCCAGCAAAGUAACUUUUGACCCUGUUUUGUACACUAUAUCAGGACUUAUAAAGACUUCAUAGUCCCUUUGCUAUGUCAGAAGUAAUGCCUGCCUAGGUAGAUUAUUGACCUGGAUUUUUAAACAUGUUCUCAUAUCAACUUUGUCACAAAGGUCUGAGAUGCCCAGUAUCUAGAGUAUUUGUUCAGAUAAAACCAAACUGCAUGUAGGUGUGAAUACCAUUGCAUAUAUUGGACAGAGUUUAUGAUGUCCCUUUGAACCUCAGUUGCUACAUUUGAUACAUGAGAGAUAAUUGUCAAAUUCUAAUAUAAGUACAUAGCAUCUCUUUAACAUUCUACGUGUGAUAUCUUUUACCAUGGUUUUUCUUGGACCCAUUGUGUACUUUAAGUUGAAAGAUCUUCACUCCAUAACCUGGUAUUCUUUAUAGUUGAGGAAUAUAAAAAAAAAAUCCUUGGCACAUCACGACUAAAAGACCAAUCCUCCUUUUCUUUUACCCAUCCAUUACCCCCUUAUCAUUUUUCACAAAUUGCUUAUAUUUAAGCAAAAGGUAGGUUACUGUUUUUUGUCUCCGAUGCCACUGGUUGUCAGGCAGCACUCUGCGACCGAGCAGAAUGACAAAGAUUGAUUCAAAUUUGGCAAAGGUCAAUGCUUGUAAAGGAAUGGAGUAGGUUCUGAAAAGCAAGAUUUCAGUAUGAACUUGCUAAAAGCCCUCUGCCUCUUCUCCUGAACUGUUUAUACUAAAGGCCUUGACCCACCAAUCAGUUAUUGGAACCUUUGGACUGGUCCAAUGGCUACGUUAUCCCUUUCUAAUGAUCUUUGCAAGCAGACUAUGUAUUCUCAAAUCCAACAUAUGUAAGCAAGUUUUGGGAUAAUUAUUAUGCUCCCUUUUGUUCAUAAUGAAACCUCCUCAUUAUCAUUUGGUAUUUUAAGUUAUAUAUUUAUUUUUUCCUUUUCAAAAAAGCAAAUUGUUAAAAUUGUGGGAUUUCCGGUUUAAUCCUUUACUUUAUUACGUGUGUCAUUUUAUGGAGGUUGAGUAAUGAGUUUUGCAUGUAAAAACUGAAAUAUAGUUAUGGUAUCAUGCUGUGUCACAAGUUUAAGGGGGUGUUCAGUAACAGUUCACGUAAAUUGUGUUCAUCUGAAUACAAAUACAUGCACAAAAUACAUUGCCACAAAUUAUUGAAACUCCUAAGGGAGGGAGUACUAGCCCUUUCCUUACUGGUGGUGCUUAGGGGAACCACAAAUCCCUUAGAAUUUAGCAGAAAAAUUAUGGAAGCAGGCAACGCAAUCUGGCAAAAUAGGAAGGAUUUAUUUGAAGGCAGAAAGUCCCUGUGAAAUUACGUUUCGGCGCUCAAAAAGCCUUAGUCAUGUAGGGUUACGUGAUUAAUGCUUUUUGAUUGCGGAAACAUUCUGUGAUUCCAAUAAAUCCCGAUUUCCCCGGAUUGUUACCCUGUUUUCAUUAUUUUUCUACUUAAAUCGAAAAUGUGAAUUGAUGUCUGCAGUUUUCACCUUGGUUAAUUUGUUGUUAGUUCUAGUAACAUUUAUAUAUAAGUGAAGACUUAGAUUUGUUUUUUACGUUGGCAUAAUUUAAUAUUUAUAUAUAAUAUACAAUUUUUAUCUUUGCUAUAAGGCUGCACGGGUUAGAAAGAUAAUUUCAGAGUUCAAAGCCGUGACUAUUUUGUUUUAUUUUAAAUAUGCCUGUCUGUAGCGCCCUCUGUUGGUCGUUUUUGCAUAUAAUUUAAUCUGAUAACAUGCAAGAGCAUUUUUGCAUCUUUUUUAACUUGUUGAAGUUUAAUAUGCCCUUUCUAUCACAUUCUAAGAUUCUGGAUGGAAAAUCUGGUGUCUGAGAAGGGGAUUAAUCAUUGAAUACUCUUCUUUGUGGUUUGCAUGAUUGUUUCAGUUUAACUUGAAGCCCUUUAGUGAUAGUCUGGUGAACAUAAUUGUACAUUAAAGAAUAGUAACAUUUAUAAAUCCAUAAUUCAUUCUCCUUGCCAAAAGCAACAGCAGUUUAAUCACAUUGCGUCUUAAGGCGUUUCAGAUUUGAUGUUACAGGCAGUGUUUGGCAAUUUAUCAUUUGGUGGAACUUUGCUUGAGUCCACAUAGUGGAUUGUUUAAUUUGGAGGUACUUGUUGAACAAUUUUAGUGAUGAUCAGAUCAUUUUCAGAACAGGCUUAUUGGACCAGAAGUGCAAAGUGCCAAUGGCAAAUAUUUCACGAAUUUCAAUAUGCUUUUACAAAGAUCCCUUGUGUUUUGGAAAACUUGGUAGAAAGUACUUGCAAUACUGGAUCACAGCAAGCCUGUAUUGCAUACAUCCACAUUAAUUAAUAAGCCUACUUACUUUGAACUUGUUUCCUUUUUUACCUACUCUGUAUGUAUUUAAAAUGAAAAAAUGAUUUGAAUUCACAUGACCCGUUUACUGUCAUAAAUAUUUUUUAUUUUUUUUUUAUAUCCCAAUUACUGCCUUUCCUAUUAACCAUAAACAUUUUUUAUUUUAUUUUUAAGGUGAUCGGAGUUUUUAGCAAAGAGUAUAUUCCAAAAGGAACAAGGUUUGGCCCGUAUAUUGGGGAAAGUUACACAAUUGACACCGUUCCCGAGAAAGCAGACAGAAACUACUUUUGGCGGGUGAGUAUUUUUAAAAUAAAAUAGAAAGAACAUGUAUAGUGGUUAUUUCUAUUUUGUAUGUAUGUGUGUAUAUAUAAUAUUGUAUGUUUCUACAUUCUUAAGUUUUACUAUAUGUGGCAGAGAAUAUAGGUAUACAAGUAAUAUAUAUUCUUCAGAAGUAUUUUGCCUCUGUGUGGCAUUCACUAAAUCGCUGUAGCGUGAAUGAACACCUCUCCUUUUCUGUGAUACAGUGUGAUGAGAUAUAGACAGCAGGUAAAGGAAACUGUGGUGAAUCCUUUUCCAUCUAACACAGUUUGCAUCCUGAGCUUGCUUGCAUUGCUGGGAACAUCUGGUUACAAAUAAGAUCCCUUAGUCUUGCUCAUGUAGAGCGAGCGAGAGGAUGUGUGGGGUUGAGCAAACCCCUUAAGUGACAUUAUUUCUUGUAAAUGUACAGUGAGUCAGCACAUUCUCUCAGCGUUUGAAGUACGUGGAAAUCUCACGAUUUGGGGUAGUUUCUUUCUUCUUAAACAUGUGACCCCACCGCAAAAUUGAACCACUUUUCUCAUUAACCCUUUGAAGUUGGAAACCCCACUACGGCCCUGGAAGUUAUAGGGUUAAACCACAUGCAAAAACUCACUGCGAAUCUAGUAACCAUCUAGUUUCUGAUCUAAAAUUUGUGACAUGCACCUGGUAUUCCUGAAAGUCUCGGGACUCAAAGGACAAACCCCUCUACACACACCAACACACCUCGUGGCUAACACAACUCUUCAGACUUCUCUUCAACACAAAUUGUAUAAUACUAUGUGCACAAUGUGAUGAAGGAGCCAGUCGUGCUUCCUCCUUUAUACAUUUACAGGAAGCUGCUUUAAAAAAAAAAAAAAGAAAGUGAUUGUUGUCUUUUGCUCAGUGUCUCAAAAUGGUGCAACAGCUAGACAAGUUGCAUUUGUCACGUUCACUUUUCACGCAUAUUCUGUGAUCCUUGUAAUAUAUGUGCUACACUGAAAUGUUAGGAGCUUUGUGCCUCCAUUAACCCUAUACGUGUCAGAAUGACAAAUUUUGCCUUUUUUUUUUUUUUUAUAUCCCCAUCAUGAAGGUUACAGAAUUUCUGUACAUAUAGGAGUGUAGGUGAAGCACACUCCUGUUAAAAUCGGUUAUGUGUUUAUAAUGUGUAUGUAUAUUACCAGUUUUAUGUCCCUUGUUCUUGAUCAAGACAAGCUGUUUGUUUAUACAAUUUACACUAACAUGUGUAUGUAGUAGGUGUGUAUUUGUACAAGACUGAACUUGUCUUGUGACGGGUUUGGCUGAGAGUGAUUGUCUCUUUUGGCCUUUCUCCACCUUUUGCUCAUUGCUAUGGUAGGUGACUUCACCUUUUCUCCACCCAUUGUUCUGCAAUAUGACUGCAUUCCAAGUAUUCAUAUGAUUCAUUUUUACCUUGAGUCCUGAAGGAGGGGACUCUGGAGAGUGCAAUUAAGAAUUGGGAUGAUGAGGGAAAUGCUGUAGUUUGACCUCGUAAAGAGAUUUAUUAUUACCUUUAUUUUGCAUCGGUGCUUAAUGCAAAAACGUAUUUCAGUUAUAUCACUGGUUGUUAAAACGAAGCAGGUUGUAUGCUUUGGGGGAUUUUUUUUGCUUGGUUUUGGUUUUCUUUCUUAAUUAUUAGAUUUAUAUUCCCUUUACAAGUCUUGGAAGACGCCUAAGCUAUGACUGUUUUUUUUGGGGGGUUUUUUUUCAACUGCACAACACAUUUUCUCCAUGUUGAAGUAAAUACAUUUUUUUUAAGAAGCUUCAUAUUCCUUUAGCAACAAAACCUUUCACUAGAAACAAGUGAUUGAAAAAGAUUUGUUUCUAAUGCUUUUAGUUAUUUCUAAUUGCUUCUGAUUUACCCUGCUCAAAAUGCUAAAUAUUAUUAUUUUUUUUUAAAUCCAAACUAUUUAAUUUCAUCUUUCAUUAAAAUCUAUUGCUUCAUUCUAUUCCUAUUCUAAUAAUAAUAAUAACCCUGCCCUUGUUACGUUUUCUACAGAUUUAUUCAAAUGGGGAGUUUCACCACUACAUUGAUGGGUACAAUGAAGAUAAAAGCAACUGGAUGCGCUAUGUCAACCCAGCACACUCUCUUCACAAGCAGAAUCUGGCUGCCUGUCAAAAUGGCAUGGAUAUUUAUUUCUAUACCAUUAUGCCUAUCCCAGCGGAUCAUGAACUGCGAGUGUGGUACUCCCGGGACUUUGCGAAGAGACUUAAUUAUCCUCUGUGCAAUGAUGUUUUGACAAAUCUCCGUAAGUAGACUGCUAUGUACCUAUGUCACAUGGAAUGUUGAGAAUGUUGGCACUGCCUAAACUAUUAAUUAUAAUUCCCUUAAUUAAAUGGGUGUAUCUAUUUCAUCAGAAUAAAUUUUUUGUUAGAGAAUCCGCAGGUUUUAAAAUGACAUAGUGAUGCUUUACUUUCUGUAAGUGGACUACCCAAUGAGGACUCUCCCCAAGACUUUUGAAAAAAUAAAGUUUAGCACAGUAGACUUUUUUUAAACUUGAUAAAAUGUACCUGUUCUCAGUAGUAAGAUAAAUGUUUUCACACGAUAACAGACACCACAUAAACCAAAGACCUGUGUUCUUUCCUUUAAGUUUGAGGCAAGUUCGCUAGACUUCUACCUUAACUUCCUUUCUUAAAUUAAACGAAAGCCCGCUUACAUCUAUUGUUCUAUCAGACAUAUCUCCCCAUCUCACAUUUACUGUCAGUUUCUUGGUCUCUGGGGUUUUGUUGUAUGUGUUUUUUUGUUUGUGUUUUUUUUUCUAAAUAACUUUCACCUGUUUGAACAUAUUAUUGUACUUUUUUUUUUAUCAUGAGAUAAAAAAUAUAUAUAUAUAUUCAAUAGAAAGGGUGCACUCUCCAGUCUUUUUAAAUAUUUCAAAGUUAUUUAUUUUGUUACAUAUUGUAACACAUUGAUCGACGUUUCGACCUGUUUGGGUCUUCCUCAAGAUAGAUAUAGAUAUAUAUAUAUAUAUAUAUAUAUAUAUAUAUACUAUCUAUCUCUUGAGGAAGACCCAAAAUAUAUAAUAUUUUGGUGGAGUUCUCUCAUUUAUGCUCCAAUCCGAAUGAAUGUCAGUCCCAUGCUACUUAAUUCCAGAGAUGCUCGAUCUGUAGAGUAUAAAAUGUAUUCUAUUUUUGAGUGUUCCAAAUUAAGUCGAUGAAGAUUCAAGUAAGCAAAUUUAAAUAAAAAAAAAACCUCAAACCCACAAUUUGCUGCUGGUAUUGGGUAGUAGGGAUCUCCAUCUUUUUUAUAUAUUUUUUUUAUUAUUGUGAUUUAAACAAUUUAAAGGACCACUAUAGUGCCAGGAAAACACUCUUUUAAAAAAAAAAAAAAAAAAAAAAAAGUGAAUGUUCUCAAUCAGAAUACAGAACAUCUUCCUAACGUCACCAUGUUUUGUUUGUUUUUUUUUCUCUCUCUCUUUUUCUUGAGUUGCUUCUCAGGAAAAAUACUGUUGAUUGAACUAUUCUUUAAUAUCUUUAUUUGAAAAUAUGAUUACUUUUGUAUGUUAUGUGAAUCGUUGCAGAAUGUGAAAUAACUAAUUGGUGACACUUAUCUUGUAGAAAUCUCCUCAAAUUACUAUUACAUGUAGACUAAAUCAUGUUUUUGUUUCUGCAGAGCAAAGUCUUUCUAUCACGGAGGAUCAAAUGUCCAAUAAAGUGGGCAUCAAAAAGAGCACCCCUAAAAAGGAGCACAGUGUGGAAGAGAUUCUCAAAGACACACCACACCAACCAAAAUCAAAGAAUUUUCCUCUGAACAAUAUUGUUGCAGUUUCUCCAGGAAAAGAUACAGUGGACUUACGUAAAAACUGUAGCCCAGAGAAACCUUUAAUUCCACGUGUUGUCUAUCCAUUCCAGAGUCAAGUACAUGAAGACUACUUAAAGCCUUCUCUUGGGUACACAUUUGAGAGAAACAAUUAUUAUGUGCAUUCUCCAACUCAGCCAUCCACAACACCAAGCCCUUCAUCAAGAGGCAGUCCAGAUCAAAGCUAUAAAAGCUCCAGUCCACACAGCAGCCCUGGGUCUUCAGUUUCACCUCCACAUUUGUCACAAGAACACAGAGAAUUGUAUCCGUUCUUGAACAGACCGUAUUUCACCGAAGCAAUGGGAUCCCUACAUGGUUAUCCUUCUCCAACCAGUCAUCUUCCACAGACAUUUUUACCACCCUAUAACUCUUCAUAUCCAAAGUUCUUGUUACCUUCCUACAGCAUUGGUUGCAAUGGCUUAAAUGCAUUAAACAACAUUAAUGCCAUGAAUAAUUUCAAUCUCCUUCCGAGAAUGUACCCUGUUUACAGCAAUAUAAUCGGUGGUGGAAAUCUGUCUCAUCACAUGCUUAAUCAGGCUAGCCUCCCAGGUUCUUUGGUUCAUGAAGGCAGUCGUAGACUAAUACAACCUGAACAGCCACGAGACUUUCUUAUCCCUGCACCCAAUAGUGCCUUCUCAAUAACAGGAGCUGCUGCUAGCAUGAGGGACAAGCAAAUAAGUCCAACAAGUGGGUCACCUACUGCUGGCACAGCGGCCACUGAGCAUGUAAUGCAACCAAAAUCUACCUCAGCUGUGAUGACCACAAGCACCGAAGAAGCCAUCAAUCUCAUUAAGAGCAAGAGAACCAUGACAGGUUAUAAGACUCUUCCAUACCCAUUGAAGAAGCAGAAUGGCAAGAUUAAAUAUGAGUGUAAUGUUUGCACAAAGACAUUUGGACAACUCUCAAAUCUUAAGGUAGUUACCUUCGAAAAACAACUUGGUACAUUACAAGUUUGGUCAGAGUUCUGCUUGUGUAUAAUGUUUGUUACUGAUGGUCCUCUUUCUUAUUCUUGCUAAUUUUUGUUUUUUCAUUUUAAUUUUUUUCAUAGGUGCAUCUUCGGGUACACAGUGGUGAGCGGCCAUUCAAAUGCCAGACCUGCAACAAAGGAUUCACACAACUGGCACAUCUACAGAAGCACUUUUUGGUACACACAGGGGAGAAGCCUCAUGAAUGUCAGGUGUGUAGAUUUGAAAGUAUACUAAAUAUUUGUAUAUAUUUCUUUCCUUGACCUAUAUGCCAUUUUAUAAUUGGUUAAAAAACUAAUGGUUCAUAUGUAUGCAAACUGGUUCUGUUAGUCAGUAUAUCCUCUAAAUCGGUUUGUUGUAAGUUUACUCCUCGAGGAUGUAUGAAAGGAGCUCUGUCCUCUGUAAAAUUAGAUUGUGUUAAGAAAUUGUUUGUUUAUAUUUCUGGAUAUGUGACACACGCUUUUAAGUUUUAAAAUGUUUAGAUGACAGAGGACUAAAAUAAUUGCUAAAUGAUUUGUUGGAGAUCUUUUUCCAAGUAUUCCACUGGCAUAAACUUUCAGUUCUCCUAUUAAUUAUAGUUCUUAAGGCUCAUAAGGUUUUAAUUUAAGUAUGAACAUGGUCAAAACCUCACACAAACCUCUGCAGACAUUGCAGGUUAUGGUAUUGAAAUUGGUUUUCUAUUGUCAAAGCUGUUUUCUAAUUGAGGCUGACACAGAUGGGAUGAAGGGCUUGAACAAUGGUGACAAACUUAUAAUAAACAUUGUUUUUUUUGUUUUUUCUUCUCUUUUUGAUGUACAGGUAUGUCAUAAACGGUUCAGCAGCACAAGCAAUUUAAAAACUCAUUUGCGGCUCCAUUCUGGGGAGAAACCCUACCAGUGCAAGCUGUGCCCUGCAAAAUUUACUCAGUUUGUUCAUCUCAAACUCCACAAACGUCUUCACACAAGAGAACGGCCUCAUAAGUGUAUUCAUUGUCAGAAGAGUUACAUCCACUUAUGCAGCCUCAAUUUGCACAUGAAAUUAAUUUGUCCCUUAUCUCCAAGGUCUGGCUUAACCAGAGAAGAACUUACUCGUCUCAAUGAAGAGAUUGAGAAGUUUGAUAUCAGUGACAGUGCAGACAGAUUAGAUGACAUGGAAGAUAUGGACAUGUUGUCUACUCUGGAGAAUGAAAUGAUGUCUCUUCUUAGGAGAGAGAUCGAAGGUGCAAGUAUAGCAAGGAACACCGGAAAUGGUCUUCACAUGUCUUGUCGUAACUUUUAUGAACAUUCAGAUAAGGUGAUUAAGGGCAAUAACGAGCUUUGUGGCAGCUUCAUGUUGCCAAUCAAGGUUAAACAGGAAUCCAUUGAUCAAACAGACUCUUAACCGACAGAACAAGUGUUAUUCAUUGGACGUCAAGGAUCGCCGCAGUUUGUAGUCCGUUGUGUUUGUUUUUUUUGUUUUUUUUUUAUUUGUUGCACUGCCGCAUAGAACCUUGAAAUUUCGACGUCUCUUAGAUUAACCUGAUCACCAAGAAUGAACUCCUGUAUUCUCAGGGCAAAAGACAAACGGGGGACCCGAAUAUCCCUUUUCACUUAAUAUUAUUAAAAGACAAUCAUUUAUCCAUAAUUAUUUGUCAUUUUAAAAAAGUACAUAAUUUAUUAUGCAAUGUAUCAUUCGAAAAGCAAUAAUUACCUAAUGUUUACAAUGACAGGAAAAAAAUCUCAUUGUAAUUUGUCUAUAAAGAUGCAUAUAUGUUAAUGUACAUAAUUUUCAUGUGGCCAUUGAAAUGUAGAUAUUCUCGGCAGGUUUCUUUGUUUUUGGUUCUUAACUUAAGAAAUGUUUAAAGACAAAAGUUUAGAAUUUCCAAACCAAUGAACAACAUAUUGUUGCCAAAGCUGGACAUUUUUUUUUUUUUCCUGUUUAUUUACUUAUGUAUUUUAUAUUUUGUUUUCUUUAAAAUGUAAAUGAUCUCGCAGUGGUUUAACUUACUGGAUGAUCCUCUCCAUAAAAACUGGAAAAAAAAUAUAAUGGGAAAAGGAUCUAAUAGCGCUUUUUGUUUGGUGCUUGAGAUAGACCAAUCCCCAAAUAGCACAUGUAUAUGGAAUUUACAUUUAGUGUACCAAAAAUGCAUUAAUAUGGUCUGAAGCAUAGAUUAAAACUAAAAGUGAGAGGAAAGAAAUGGGCUUCGUAUUGUAAUCACAUAUUCAGAAUUGUUUGAAAGGGGAAUCAUUUUCAGUGUUGCCCAUUAUUAGCAAGACAAUCCUUUUAUUUUUUAUUUUUUUAUUUGGUGGGAUUCCCCUUAAAUGGCUUUAGUCUAAUUGUCCAGUAGUAGACACUGGUAAUAUGUAUUGUUACUGAUUGAUUUUUAUUUUAUCCUGUGAGUCAUUUCCUUCAGUAUUUAGUGUUUUUUGAUUUUAUUUUAUUUGUUCUUAAUUUAAAACUUAAGUUUUAAGGGCAUUGCGAAGUUGUUCGACAAUUUACCUCAUUGCUUGUGUCCAGUGGAGCAGAAAAAGGCUAGUUCCCCAAAUGCUUUGUGUCUUCAACAGAGAAACCAAAUAUGUGCAGCUUACAAACUGCACCAGUGCUUUAAACCUUGCUUUGCGUUCUGACCCCAAAGAUUCGUGUUGGCACUCUAAUGUAGCAAAGCAGACCUUCUCAAACACUUAAAACCCAAGACAUAUGCACAUGGAAAUAAUGUUGGCUUAUAGCCCAUUUGUGGCUUAGUAAUUUCUAAAAAGGAUCGUGGUGACAUUACUUCCACUAGUGCUGAAAUGACCAGGAAUAGCAACAAAACAGCUUUAAUAAAUCCAUGUUUGUACGUAGUUUGUGUUAAAGGUGUGUGUGUGAUCUGAAGUUGUGUAGCAAGCACUAAAGUAUUAAUGUAAUAUAUACCAAAGUAUCACUACUGUAACUGGACACUUGCUUCAAUUACUUGUUGCCAGUAGUGCUUUUUUUGUAUUAACUUCAAAGAAUUUUUAAUGUAUCACACAAAAGAAGUGUUGCGUGUUUAAGUAGAAUACUAUUACAUGUGAAUGUAGCAAAUGUGGUUUCUUUUUUUUUUUUCUUUUUUUUAAUAUAUAUAUAUAUUUUAUUAUUUUAUUUUAUUUUUUUUUACUUUUCUUUUCUGAAGAAGAAAAAUAUCUGACCAAAGUUUAACAGGCUUUAUACAUUGCUAGAACAACAAAAUUCUUAUGUUUACAUAUUGGUUUACAUUGUUAUUUAUGUGCAAAUUGUCAAAGAUGUAAAUUAAAUCUAAAUGUGCAUUUCUUUAUACAUCUG